Molecule: messenger RNA, 1963 nt
Organism: Gavia stellata (red-throated loon)
Lineage: Eukaryota; Metazoa; Chordata; Aves; Gaviiformes; Gaviidae
Gene: LRRC1
Product: leucine rich repeat containing 1
Exons: 14
Coding region: 1-1575 (524 amino acids)
Biological process (GO): neurotransmitter receptor transport, endosome to postsynaptic membrane; neurotransmitter receptor transport postsynaptic membrane to endosome
Cellular component (GO): postsynaptic membrane; adherens junction; postsynaptic density
Molecular function (GO): protein binding
Source: RefSeq, a predicted model, not a curated record
AUGUUCCACUGCAUCCCCCUGUGGCGGUGCAACCGCCAUGUGGAGUCCAUCGACAAGCGGCACUGCUCGCUGGCCGCCGUGCCCGAGGAGAUCUACCGCUACAGCCGCAGCCUGGAGGAGCUCCUGCUGGACGCCAACCAGCUGCGCGAGCUGCCCAAGCCUUUCUUCCAACUUGUGAAGUUACGGAAACUUGGACUUAGCGAUAAUGAAAUCCAGCGGCUCCCUCCAGAAAUAGCGAAUUUCAUGCAGCUGGUGGAACUUGAUUUGUCUCGAAAUGAUAUUCCUGAAAUACCAGAAAGCAUCUCAUUCUGCAGAGCACUACAGGUAGCAGAUUUCAGUGGGAAUCCACUGACUAGGUUGCCCGAAAGCUUUCCUGAAUUACAGAAUCUAACGUGUCUUUCAGUAAAUGACAUCUCUCUGCAAGCACUACCUGAAAACAUUGGGAAUCUUUAUAACCUGGCUUCACUGGAACUUAGAGAAAAUUUGCUGACAUAUUUACCUGAAUCACUUGCCCAACUGCAGCGACUAGAAGAACUUGAUUUAGGAAACAAUGAACUUUAUCACUUGCCAGAAACAAUUGGUGCACUUUUCAAUCUUAAAGACCUCUGGUUGGAUGGAAACCAAUUAGCUGAAAUACCUCAGGAAGUAGGAAACCUGAAAAACCUGCUUUGUCUGGAUGUUUCUGAAAAUAAAUUGGAAUGCCUUCCUGAAGAAAUUAGUGGUCUGACUUCUUUAACAGACUUGCUUGUUUCUCAGAAUUUACUUCAGGUCUUACCUGAUGGCAUUGGAAAAUUGAGGAGGCUCUCCAUUUUGAAGGUUGAUCAGAACAAACUUAUUCAACUAACGGAUUCAAUUGGAGACUGCGAAAGCCUUACUGAACUAGUUCUAACAGAAAACCAACUGCAGUCAUUGCCGAAGAGCAUUGGAAAACUAAAGAAGCUGAACAAUUUGAAUGCCGAUAGAAACAAAUUAACUUCUUUGCCCAAAGAGAUUGGGGGGUGCUGCAGUCUUAACGUCUUUUCUGUACGUGACAACAGAUUAUCUCGAAUUCCCUCUGAAAUUUCACAAGCCACUGAACUUCAUGUCCUGGAUGUUGCUGGAAACAGGCUGACGUAUCUUCCUCUCUCACUGACUACCUUAAAGCUGAAGGCUUUGUGGUUGUCUGAUAACCAGUCCCAACCUUUGCUGACGUUUCAGACUGACGCAGACCCUGAAACAGGAGAAAAGAUUUUAACAUGUGUAUUACUUCCUCAAAUGCCUUCUGAGCCUGGUUGCCAAGAUAACCUACCACGAUGUGGUGCACUGGAGAGUUUGGUAAAUGAAAUGUCAGAUGAAACAUGGAAUGAGCGGGCAGUGAAUAGAGUCAGUGCAAUUCGCUUCUUAGAAGAUGAAAAAGAUGAAGAGGAUAAUGAAAUGAGAACACUUCUAAGGCGAGCCACUCCACACCCUGGAGAAUUAAAGAACAUGAAAAAGACAGUGGAGAAUUUACGGAAUGAUAUGAAUGCUGCUAAAGGACUGGAUUCAAACAAAAACGAGGUCAAUAAUGCCAUUGACAGAGUGACCACUUCUGUGUAGAGUUUCAUCUCCAGGUUUUACCUCCUGUGUCUUCCCCUGCUGUUGACAUGUUCCUGUCGUCUUCUGGGAUCUCACUGAGCCCCUUUUUGUUUUUAACCAGAACCUGAUUCGUCAUCUCCAUAUAUGUGAAAAGUGCUGCCCACUGGAAGAAAGUGCCUUAUUUCAUCCAGGCAGUGAACCAAUAAUUUCCAAAUUGAUAUUGUAAUUUUAAUAGUGCUAGGCUUUUUUAAGUAUAAUACACUACUGUAUGCAGAAUACAAUAUUUUUGUCUUAAACACAGGGGAAAUAAUGCUUUCCUUUUCCAGAGUGCUGGGAUAUCUUUUUCCCAGUGGCUGGAUGUGCUGGUGAGAAAUAUAGUUUUGUGGAAAAUUGAUACACUUUUUUAUUU